Molecule: messenger RNA, 5830 nt
Organism: Etheostoma spectabile (orangethroat darter)
Lineage: Eukaryota; Metazoa; Chordata; Actinopteri; Perciformes; Percidae
Product: zinc finger protein Eos
Exons: 7
Coding region: 1377-2822 (481 amino acids)
Biological process (GO): regulation of transcription by RNA polymerase II
Molecular function (GO): DNA-binding transcription factor activity; RNA polymerase II cis-regulatory region sequence-specific DNA binding
Source: RefSeq, a predicted model, not a curated record
CCUCCUUUGCUGUGUUGUGUUUUAAAAGUCAGCUUUUUAGGCUUCAUGGAGAGCAAGCUAGCUAACCAGCUAAACACUAGCUGGCUACCCAUAGCAUUUGGCAAAAGGUGGGUGCCAUAGCAACCGUUUAGGAAACAUUGACUGUGGUGGCUAGCUAGCUAAGAUACUUCAGGCUAACGUUGGUUUGUUGUGCUAGCGAUAAACAAGACGUCGUAGAGACUUCAAUGUCCAAUUUAGCGUCAGUCAGCCAGUUAAUGUCACAAGUCAGCAUUAUCGACUAAGCGCCAUUAUUUUUAGUAAGCUGUGGAGGAUGGCAGACUGUUGUAACCCUAGACAUAUGUUGAGUUUAGCUAACUUGGCUUACGGUGAUUUCCAUCUCAUGCAGUAAGCUAACGUUAGCCACCAAGGCCGACCCGUAAACUUAGGCUACCUGAACCGUUAUGUAAACGUCAAAGUAAACGCUCUCUCUUUCUCGGUUACAAUCUGGAUGUCAGAAUGAUGUGUCUCAGAGGAGUCUAACGUCAGUUUAACAUUAAGUUACUUUAUUAAUGUUGUCAUCAACCUUAGCUAAUUGUAUCUGAGUUAAUCAGCUGAUCUGUGGCUGCUAAGGUUAGUGUUUGAGCUAACUUAGAUGCUUGUUAACUAUUUUCUGGAAUGAUUAAUUAACCUACACCAGCUAAUCUUAAUCACAUGUGUGUUGUUAGCUUUAUGAGCUAAUAUUACAGUUAAAUAUCUGUGCAGUUCAGAAUGUGUGGCUUUAGUUAGCUAUCGUUACAUUGCACCGACAAGUUGACUGUAGUUAGCUUAAAUUCACGCUAGCCUUCAGUGUUAUAUUUUUUGGUCAUUAAAAGUGUGCGAUAUAACAUUUUCAUAUUCUUAUCUCGAACCUCUCCGAAUUAGGUCUUAGGCGAUAACAUAUGGAAUUGACUUGACGUGCAUCAAGGGUUUUAUGUGAUGUCAAAUUGGACCUACUGAACUACUGUAUGUUAUGUUUUGUUAUGUUUGAAUGAAAAGAGGCCUGAGUGAAUGUGUUUAAGAGAUAAUUCCGUUUCCAACACAACUGUCAUUUUAGCAAUCAGCCUGAACUAGUAUGGAUGUUGAUGACUGCAAUGGCCGGUCUUGCAUAUCAGCUAGUGGAGACUCCUCAAUGGAAAGAGAGUUUUCUGGGGCCCUUGGAGGUCCAACAGUGAGCACCCCUAACAGCUCCCCUAGCCGCUCCCUCAGUGGUCACCAACUCCAUUAAAGUAGAGCUGUACAGUGAUGAAGACCCAGGUCGCAGUACUGAAGAUGAAAGAGGGGAGCGGGUAGACGAAGGAGGUCUAGAGCAGGGAUCUGAAGCUGUCAGAGGCCACAGGGAGCUCACAAAUCCUGAAACCAUGCAAGCUGGAGCCACCAGACUGCCUAAUGGAAAGCUCAAGUGUGACAUCUGUGGAAUGAUCUGCAUUGGACCUAAUGUUCUCAUGGUGCACAAACGCAGCCAUACAGGUGAGCGACCAUUCCAGUGUAAUCAGUGUGGCGCCUCCUUUACUCAAAAGGGUAACCUGCUCCGCCACAUCAAGCUGCACUCAGGAGAGAAGCCCUUUAAAUGUCCGUUCUGCAGUUAUGCCUGUCGAAGACGAGAUGCGCUCACUGGCCACCUUCGCACUCAUGCAGUCUCCUCUCCAACUGUAGGAAAGCCGUAUAAGUGCAGUUAUUGUGGCCGUAGUUACAAGCAGCAGAGCACCUUGGAGGAGCACCGUGAGCGCUGCCACAGCUACUUACAGAGUCUGGAGUCACAGCAGCCAUCCAGUGCACAGAAUCCAGGAGAGGAGAUGAGAGAGCUUGAGUUUAUACCAGACUCUCUACUGCAACCCUCCUCAGACAAGAUGGCAUUUAUUGAUCGGCUCACCAACAGCAUCACCAAACGCAAGAGAUCCACACCACAAAAAUUUGUAGGACAGAAGAACAUACGCCUUAACCUUGCAGAUGCACCUUAUGAGUUCACCGCUGGUUUGGAUAAAGAUGGAGAGAUGAACGCAGGGGACCUUGAAACCCCGCACUUUACUGGUUCGGGAGGAGAAUAUGCAGGUGUAGCAGGUAAUGGAGGAGGAGGGGUGUCUGACACACUGAGGCCUCUACACCUUCCCACCACUCACCCUUCAUGUUUAUCAGAACUCAGGCCGAUCCUUAGCUCCAUUCACACCUCUGUUGCUCUAGGCCCGAGGCUUGAUUGUACAGGGACUGGAGCUGGGCUAGGUGCUGUGGCUGUAGGGGGGAGGGAGGCAGCAGAGGGCCAUGAAGACCUGCCUGCUGGUUGUAGUCACGCACCCUCACCUAACAAUGGUUGCCAGGACUCAACAGACACAGAGAGCAUGCCAGAUGACCCUUGCAACAUUACCGCUCCGACUCCAACCCUGCACAGUAAAAACGGCCACCAUCUUCAACACUCCAACAACCACCACCCAGCGCCUCAUCCUGUUGCACCCCACAGGAGUCGGGACAGACGUAGUCCCAGCCACGCCAAAGACAAGGAGGUGGAAAGAGAGGAUGGAAGCCACUCAGCCCUUCCACCUCCUGCCCUCGCGCCAACUCCAAGCUCACCCACAGCUCCCUCCUCCACCUCCAGGGAGGCGUUUCGGGUUGUAGACGGGGAAGGGCGAGCUGUGCGCUCUUUCCGUUGCGAGCACUGCCGUGUGCUUUUCCUGGACCAUGUCAUGUUUACCAUCCAUAUGGGCUGCCACGGUUUUCGCCAGCCUUUUGAGUGUAACAUCUGUGGCCACCGCAGUCAGGACCGCUAUGAAUUUUCUUCACACAUCGUCCGCGGGGAGCACAUGCUUGACUGAGGAUAAAGGGUGGUCAACCUGCUUCACCUAGAGCUAUUUUUACACUGAGACAAGGACCUGGCUGGGUUUGGUCUGCACACAAGCUAUAUAUAUAUAUAUAUAUAUAUAUAUAUAUAGCUCAAAUAGGCACCGGUACAUUUAGCAUGUACCAGCAUUAAUGGCAAACUUGUGUUUUCUAAAAUUAGUAUAGUGAUCCUUAUUUUUAAUGCACUUUGAACAAGUAAUCAAUUUUACAAUGCACUUUUAAUUCUAUGUAUUCUAAAUUUGAUUAAGAGCCAAUGCACUUUUUCAUCCGCAGAUGUGCCUUGCUCCAAAAUUCAGGAUUCAAAUCUGAUGCACAAAUUACAGUAGACAAAUCAGACUUUUGUGCUCAACCUGAAAACUGUCCCCUAUUGUGCACUUUAACAGAGAUAAUAUAGUUGUUUUUUUUCAACUUGGGGUUGAUUCUGUAAUAAUUACAUUAUUAUAAGAUGUGCAGACCAAACUCAAAAACCAGGUCCAAGUCAAAUAGAUGUUUGAGGGGUUGUCCUUGAAUUAGAAAUGCACUUUUGUUUUUAACGUGUGUGUGUGUACGUGAGAGAGUGUGUGAACGUAACAGAACCUGUGUUUUAUGGAAUUGAAUACGUAAAGUGGAAAAUGAAGGCCUGUGUGAAUACCGUGUGGCACGGUGUAUAAAAUGUUUUUUUUUUUUUCUUUUCUAUGACUGCUUUUGUUGCACUGAUACCUGCCAGAAUACUAUAAUAUAUUAAACUAUUUUAUGGAAUACAGUAAUGACCUGCACAUUUCUCUCAAUGUGAAAAACUGAUGAAAUGUUUCUCUCACAAGGAAAGGAGAACAAGUAUCACUGCCACAAUUUUAGAGAUUCUGAAGAGGUUAGGUCUUAAUAAGUUAUUAAUAUUUCCCCUUUCAUAGCUACAUCUGCAAAACCAACACUAAUUUAUUUAUAUUUGAAAAUUAUUUGGGUGUUAUCUCAUUGUAUUGUGCCUUUCUCACCCUGAUCACACCUUGUUGACCAGACUGAAGGACAUGAGCUACCAACUGUCAUAUCUUGAAUCAGAUCAUUGUGGAUGAUGUUAGAGAUCAUGAGUUCCAAAAUAAUUUACUUAAUCAAAUUGUUUUCCAGACACAAGUCUCUGGCUUAUAGCUUUGCACAAUAUUUGUAUUCUCAUAUUCAUCAAAAGCUGGGUUGAGUUUUAUCAAUGUGUUGGCAAAUAACCAAUUAUGCUAAUUUAUCAAAGACUAAGGGGGCAUGUGGCAUUUUGCACAUGCUGCUGUGUCACGAAUGAGUGCAGUGUGGAGUGGCAGCUUACUACUGUUCUCAUAGGUCCAAUCCCGAAAAAGAUGUUGUGGGUUCUGUCGGUUGUGAUGAUAUAUCCUGUCUUGGUAAUAUGGUGCAGAAAUGUAUGAUAAGAGCAGUGUGUUAGAACAACACUGUCAGCUCUUGAUUCUGUCUUCAUCUGUGACAUAGAACAAUUGAUAGUUGUUGUAGAAACAUGUUUAUAUUUGACUUUACACUAUGUAAGCACAAUAAGUUGUACUGUUAAGCAGGCUAACUUGUUCAGUCUACAUUACGGAUCGGGGCAAAAAAUCAAUACUUAAUGUGUUGAUUAACAGGACAUUUGGUUAAACCAAAGAACUACUUCCUACUGUUGCUCAGUCAGUAAAACCUUGUACAGGUUUGCUUUUUCCUGGAGUUAUCUCCACUUAAUUUUGCAUAAGAUAUUUAAAAGUCAUUUGGGGGUAUCCCUUCCAAAAUAAAUAUUGUAAAAGAAUUGUUACAAUUUUUUAAUUGGAGCUGCAUUUGUUCUGAUGGGUUAGAAAGGUGGUGUUGGUGCAUAUCACUGAGAUGUAAGCGAGUCACUUGUAGACAAUGGACUGUGGCGAUCUUACCAGUACAAAAACUCAAAGUUGUAGUUUCAUUUAAUAAUCAAAUUAUCUUAAGAAUAGACAUUAGGUAAUGUUUGGACAGAAUUUUUGUAAUCAAAUGGGUCACUAAAGCUUGUAGUUUACCUGCAACUUAAUCUAGAAAACUUUAACAUUGUGACUUUAAACACCAAAGUGUUCAUUGCAAAUCACUCAAAUUGCAAUGCCAGAUUGCAUGGGCAAUAAAGUGCUUUAACAAACUGAAUACAUUUCAAUUCACAGUAUAUCAUAUUUUGAUUUAGGUAACACCUUGUAUACACAAAGACCCAAUUGUGUUUCUUCUCUUGGUGUAAUUUCUGUAUAGACUUUACAAUGUGUGCCUUUGGCUUGAGGUCUUUUGUGCAUUUUGUUAUUGCUCAAUAGCUAAAUUACUUACAUUUGUAGUGUACAGCUUAUUAAUCAUGUGGUGCAACUGCUGCACAUUAAAAAAGGCUCCACAUUAUUUUGGUCAUCCUUCAAAAAUUGUAGAGUAUAACUAUAACCACCAGAAAUCAGUGACCGAGCCCAGAAGUUAAUUUUUACAGGUUCUACACAUUGAUAAAAAGGGACUUCUGCUAGGAGCCAAAGAACUGAAUAGAGAUAAAGUGUGUAAAACGUCCUGCAGAUGGAAAUGUCAACCAUUUUGUUGACCUCUAGUGUGACAAAUAUUGUACAAAAAGUUACUGACUUUACAUUUUCAACAUUCUGCAUCGGAGACAGAGCAAACUCACUGUUCACAUGCUAAAGGUUUGGGUGUAGAUUUUUUUUUUUGUAUGUUCAACACUAGACUAUGUGCUUCUAAACUUGAUGCAUGCGAUACCAAUGCGUUUUGCUCCUAAACCUACACUCUUUCCAUUUUAAAACAUAAGGACAACCAAAUAAACUACCUACUCUAAUUUAAGACUAUACUUCAGAAAACUUCCAUUUUGUGUUGACAUUUUUUUUCAUGCACUAUUUAUUUCCUUCAGUUUUACUGUCUUUGUUACCCUUCCCAUACUGAUAAUUGUCCAAUAUUGCUUUAAAUAACUGCAGUCUUUUUUAAAUGUAUCAUAUUGUAAUUAUGUAUUUGCAUAAUUCAAUCCUUAACUACUGUAAGUUUUGUACUG